CCUCCCUAACACAAACUUCCAGGGAGAUAAAUCUGUGCUCCUUUCUACUUCGUUAAGGCCUAGAGAUUUGCACGGGACAAGUGUUAAAAUAAAAUAGCAGUAAUGCAUAAACUUUUGUCUCGGCUGAAUGGCCCGUGUUUGCUCGGGAAAACCCACUCGUGGACUGCAGUGGACGUGUUUGUGAACCUCCACAGAGGAAGCGGUGCGCUAUAUCAAAAAUCAGCUGUGAAACAGCCCCCACCUGAGUUGCCAGAGAUGCCCGCAUGUGACUUUACACCUGAGCUAUACCAGGGCAUGUCUAAAGAACGUUUAAUAGGAAUCAGAAAACACAACUGCAACCCGAUGACCAUGAAAGUUACAUAUUACCAAAAGCCAGUCUUCUUAAACCAGGGUUACAUGCAGUGGCUUUGGGAUGUGGAUGGAAGACGAUAUCUGGACUUUUUUGCAGGGGUGGUCACAGUGAGUGUGGGACACUGUCACCCAAAAGUGACAGAAGCAGCAGAGAGACAGCUGAGGCGUCUAUGGCACACGUCCGCCAGCUACAUUUACCCACAAAUGCAGGAGUAUGCAGAGAAACUGACGUCCCUUUUGCCGGAGCCACUAAAGGUUGUGUAUUUUGUGAACAGUGGUUCUGAGGCUAAUGACCUUGCAGUGCUAAUGGCCCGGCUACACACAGGAAAUUUUGACGUCAUAACACUCAGGGGCUCGUAUCACGGCGGCAGUCCUCAAGCAACAGGUCUCACAUCCAACGCAAUUUACAAAUACCCCGUCCCCUCCUCAAUGGGCUGCCAUAAUACCAUGUGUCCAGAUGUCUUCAGAGGCCUUUGGGGAGGCAGCCAGUGUAGAGACUCGCCAGUUCAAACCAUCCGGGAAUGCAGUUGUUCCCCAGGUCAUUGUCAAGCCAAUGAUAAAUAUAUAUACCAGCUUAAAGAAGUGUUUGACACAACGGUUCCCCGUCGUAUCGCUGCUUUCUUCGGAGAACCCAUCCAGGGUGUCGGCGGGGCUAUUCAGUACCCUAAAAACUACCUGAAGGAGACCUACCAGCUUGUUCGGGAGAGAGGUGGAAUCUGUAUCGCAGAUGAGGUCCAGACCGGCUUUGGACGCACAGGAAGUCACUUUUGGGGUUUUCAGGGGCAUAAUGUUAUUCCAGACAUGGUUACCAUGGCAAAGGGCAUUGGCAACGGGUUCCCUAUGGGUGCUCUGGUCACCACAGCAGAGAUUGCCAGUUCAUUUGCAAAAGGAGUUCAUUACAACACGUUUGGAGGUAAUCCAUUGGCUUGUGCGAUUGCAUCAUCAGUGCUUGAUACGAUAAAAGAGGACAGGACGCAAGAGAACAGUGCUAAUGUUGGCACCUACCUGAUGAUGGAAUUGGCCAAACUUCGGAAUAAGUAUGAGAUUAUCGGUGACGUACGAGGAAAAGGUCUUCAGAUCGGGGUCGAGAUGGUCAAAGACAAGGCCAGCAGAGACCCCCUACCUUCACAAGACAUGAAUCAGAUUUUUGAGGACAUUAAAGACAUGGGCGUGUUAAUCGGAAAAGGCGGGCUUUACGGACAGACGUUUAGAAUCAAGCCGCCCAUGUGUAUAACUAAAGAUGACGCAGACUUCUUCCUCGCCGUCUUCAACCAGGCCGUGCUCAACUACAUGGAAAGAAAAUAGGACAGGCAGAACCUUCAGUACACAUUUUAUUACCAACAGGUCUGUACGGUUGAUCUGAAAACCACCAAAAGAUGAACUUACCUGGGGAAACAAUCUUGUGUUUUCAGUUUGUAAGGGUGUAUUGUUUAAUACUAUCGUCAAAUCUUGUAACAGUUAACAGAUGAUGUUGUAACAGGUGUUGAUAUAACUGAUAUAACCACCUUUGGCUAAAAGAGACAGUUCGCCCAAAAAUUAAAAUUCUUGUUUAUUUACCCUCA
Triplophysa dalaica is the source of this 1913-nucleotide messenger RNA. RefSeq names its product alanine--glyoxylate aminotransferase 2 (gene agxt2). Gene Ontology annotation, cellular component: mitochondrion. The transcript is spliced from 14 exons. Gene Ontology annotation, molecular function: L-alanine:glyoxylate transaminase activity; pyridoxal phosphate binding. Lineage: Eukaryota; Metazoa; Chordata; Actinopteri; Cypriniformes; Nemacheilidae. The coding region runs from base 103 to 1656 and encodes 517 amino acids. The record is from RefSeq and is a predicted model, not a curated record. Gene Ontology annotation, biological process: glyoxylate catabolic process.